AUGCCGGCACAAAAACGAGGUCGAUCCAACGACGGAGCGGGAAGCUCGCAGCGCAACGGCGGCGGGCCAUCUGCGACUGUCUACCGCAAGUCGGUUAAGAAGCAACGUUCGGAUCAGCAGCAGGAAGCAGCCCAACCAGCCAAGAAGCCGGUUCCACAACGAACACGUUCCAAGGACGAUCCCAAGCCCAAGACCAAGCACGAGUUCAUCCAAGCCAAGAAAGCCGCCGCGCUCAAGGAGAAAGAGGCCGCUGUUGCCGCACGUCGAGCUGAAGAGGUCGCUGAAAAGCAGCUGCGCAAGAAGCAAACUCAGAAACAGCAGCAGCAAAAGGGCAAAGGUGUUUCUGCAAACGGAGCCGAAGCAGCACAAGCACCGACGAUCCUCAUCAAAGCGCCCCAGCCCACUUCGUCGUUCAAGAUCGUAGCAGGUUCAUAUGAGCGUCUCCUCUACGGUCUCGAAGCAACGGUCGAGCCCGCCUCGGCUUCAGCCAGCUCUUCGUCAGCAUUCAACGUCUCGCUUAAACCCAUCUUUACGUUCCCCGCGCACAUCUCGUCAAUUCGUACGGUAGCCACGGCAGGAGCCGAUUCCAAGUGGCUCGCCACUGGUGGCACGGACGAGAUCGUCAAGGUGUGGGAUCUGCGCAAGCGACGCGAGGUCGGACAGCUGACGGGUCACGAAGGCACAAUCACUUCGCUGGUAUUUGCAUCGCGCACCUACCUGCUCACCACGAGCGCGGAUUCGCACAUCAACCUGUACCGCACGCGCGACUGGGCGCUGCUGCGCACGCUCAAGGGCCACAUUGGACGCAUCAACAGCGCCGCGCCGCAUCCGACGGGUCGGCUCGCGCUGAGUGUGGGCUCGGAUCGCACGAUCCGCAUGUGGGAUCUGAUGCGUGGGCAGGCCGCUGCGUCGACGCGCAUCGGCAUCGAGGCGGAUCUGGUCAGGUGGGACACGCUGGGAUCGAGGUUUGUCGUGCUCGCGUACCGCCAGGCUAUGAUCUUCGGCACGGAUAUGAGCAAAGUCGCGGAACUCGAGGAGAAGCGUCGCAUUGGCGAUGUAUGCUUCUUCCGUGUCGAGGAUGCCGAGGGCAAAGAGCACGAGCUGUUGUUUGCCGGGCUGGAGGACGGGAUUGUCAAAGUGUUUGACCUCGAUGCCAGUGUUACAGAGGAAGCGAAGGAUGCAUCCGCGGGAAAGAGCCAGAAGGGCAAGGAUGGCGAGGAGGAGGACAAGGAAUCGAAUGAGGAGGACGACGAGGAAGAGGAAGACGACCUGACCCCGCUCGUCGAAGUCGGACGAUUGGUGGGGCACAAGAAUCGUGUGCGCUCUGUCGCGGUGCUUCCCGUCUUGGUCUCUUCGUCGAAAGGCAAAGGAAAGGCAUCAGCACGAUCGUACGUGGCCAUCACCAUCUCGUCAGACGGCUUCAUCCGCACAUUCGAUCUGGGCAGCAUCGUCAACAGGCUCUCGUCGACCGAACACACUCUGGCGCAGUACGCCGAACAGGUGAUCUCCGUGGAAAGCAACGCGCAGUUCGACACCAAGGGAACGCGUCUCACGUGCCUGACUGCGGUCGGUGUUGCUGGAGCUGCCAACGGAGCUGCAGACCACGACGAACAGGAGGACGCGGAUGUUCUCGGUAGCGCCGAGGAGGACGAGGAAGAGAGCGACGUGGACGUGGAAGCCGAAGACGAGGAGCUCAAGGCGCUAGAACGAGCGCUCAAGGAUGCUCAAGAGAAAGGCUUGGAUCUGGAUGACCUCGAAGGCUUGCUCGACAGUGACGAUGACGACGACGAGGAAGUCAGCGAUGAUGACGAAGUGGUCGAAGACGAGGAAGAGGACGAAGACGAAGGCGAACUCGAGUAA
Molecule: messenger RNA, 1860 nt
Organism: Sporisorium graminicola
Lineage: Eukaryota; Fungi; Basidiomycota; Ustilaginomycetes; Ustilaginales; Ustilaginaceae
Exons: 1
Coding region: 1-1860 (619 amino acids)
Molecular function (GO): protein binding
Source: RefSeq, a predicted model, not a curated record